Messenger RNA from Plectropomus leopardus (leopard coralgrouper), 2961 nucleotides. It is a transcript of the gene zbtb22b, whose product is annotated as zinc finger and BTB domain containing 22b. Gene Ontology annotation, biological process: regulation of transcription by RNA polymerase II. Lineage: Eukaryota; Metazoa; Chordata; Actinopteri; Perciformes; Serranidae. The record is from RefSeq and is a predicted model, not a curated record. Gene Ontology annotation, molecular function: RNA polymerase II cis-regulatory region sequence-specific DNA binding; protein binding; DNA-binding transcription factor activity, RNA polymerase II-specific.
UGCAGAAGGGACCAGACGGGGAGAACAUUUCCAAAAAAUGGUCCCCAAACUUCAGGGCCUGGGUAAACUGGCAGGACACACAGCCGUCAGCUCGGACAGAGACGGUGCUCCCGAAGGCUGCAGUGUCAACUAACAACGAUGCAGUCCCUGCCCAUGGAAGUGGGAAGCAGCAGCAGCAGCUCGGCUCCCAGCGACACAUCUGGCCCGGUGGUGCAGGUGUGCUUCCCCAGCGCUCAGGCCUCGGUGCUGGACAGCCUGAACCGGCAGCGAGAAGACGGCCGGCUCUGUGACCUCUCCAUCCACGUCCAGGGACAAGUGUUCAAAGCCCACCGCUGCGUCCUGGCUGCCUCCUCCCCCUACUUCCAUGACCAGGUACUACUGAAGAACAUGUCUACAGUCUCCAUCCCGGCAGUCAUGGACCCGCUGGCGUUUGAGAGCGUGCUGAGCUGCGCCUACACCGGUCAGCUCCGGAUGCUGCGCGAGGACAUCGUCAACUACCUCACGGUGGGCAGCGUCCUGCAGAUGUGGCACAUCGUGGACAAAUGCACCGAGCUGCUGAAGGAGGGCCGGGCUGCUGCGGGAGGAGGGAGCAGCGGAGGAGGUGCUGUGCAGGAAGCAGCCAGCGUCAGAGGAGGUGGAGGGUCAGCUAACCUCGGGUGCAGCAGCAGCAAUGGUGACGGCGUUGCAGGCGGUGGUAAUGGAGCUGGCAGUGAUGGGGGUGUGAGUGGUGGUCAGGCCCAGGUUGCAGGGUCCAACGAGCCGCAGCCGGCCUCCCAACCUCCCAGCCGGCCGUCAGUGAGUGAGAGCCAGUCUCCCAGCAGCACCAACUACUUCAGCCCCAGGGACGGGAGCAGCUUCGGAGGGAGCGGUGCAGCCGCAGCUGGGGCCUCAGCGGACGGAGGCGGGGCCAGCAACACCCCCAGUUACUGCACCCCAUCAGGAGGAGAGGAAGCCUUCCUUAUUGAGGAAGAGGAGGAGGAGGGAGAGGAGGAAGAGGAGGAAGUACUGUACCACCAAAGGAAGAGAGGAAGAGGCAGCGGGAGGAGGAAGAAAAUGAGUUCGGUGUCAGAGCAGGAAGUGGGCGUCAGCGACAGUUUUGGCGUGUCUUCCUAUCAGGAUGGGGAGGUCUCGGCGUUGCCGCUGCAGAAGCGUCCGACCUACAGCCAGCCCAGCAUCAUGCCCCGAAAACAGUGGGUGGUGGUGAAAACCGAACGCAUGGAGGACGACGACCUCAUCGUGGUGUCCGGGGAGGAAGGAGGCGAAGACGAGGAGGACGAGGAUGAGAGGGAGAUGGAGCUGGCCAGAGAGAGGGAGAGAAGCGACUUCAACAUUUCCAACGUUAGGAGCCUGUCAGCCGAUCUGGGAAGCAGAGCUGAGAACGACAUGGACUCACAGGUGGACUACUGCCAGUCUUCAGAAGACUACCUCAAGUUUGAAGGCAGUUUGAUGGACCAGACUUUAGCUCAGCACCUUCAUGACAGUGCAGCAGGUCAGAGCCAGAGCGCGAACCGUGCCGUGUCGGCGCUGCUGGGCCAGGUUCAGUCUGCUGCCUCGGCACGGGCCCAGCUCUUCCCGCUGGACAUGCAGGGGAACCAGAUCCUCCUGUACAGCCAGGCCUCCGGACUCUCGCUGGACGCGGCCGCCCCUCCCCUGGGGAUGGCAGGCGGUAUGAUCGGAGGCACCUCCUUCAAAGGUCCCAGUCUGGAGCACGGUGCGGUCCACCUGUCGGUGCAGGGCGGUUUGGGAGUUGACAGCAUGGACAGCGGGGGGAUCGGAGGGGUAAGUGGGAGUGGUGGCGGCAACAGCAGCUCCGGGGGUUCGGGGAAAGUGUUUAUGUGCCACUGUGGUAAGACCUUCACCCACAAGAGCAUGAGGGACCGCCACAUCAACAUGCACCUGGACCUGAGGCCCUUCCACUGCCCCGUCUGCGCCAAGAAGUUCAAGAUGAAGCAUCACCUCACGGAGCACAUGAAGACGCACACGGGCCUCAAGCCGUACGACUGCCUCGGCUGCGGCAAGAAGUUCAUGUGGCGCGACAGCUUCAUGAGGCACCGCUCGCACUGCGAGAGGCGCAGCGGGCUGGGAGAGAGCGGCGAGGGUGGGAGCAGCGGCGAGGGAGGGAGAAGAGGAGGAGGUGGGGGUGAGGAUGGGCCAGAUUUGAUUUCCUCCCCUCACCUCCUCCUGUCUGCGGGUGAGGGAGGACAGGGCGGUAUUUUAGGUGGAGGAGGGAGAGGAGGAGUGUCUGUUUCUUCUCCACACCUCUCCGGCGCUGUUCUGUCGCCGCAGCACUCCGGCGUCUCAGGAACAGGAAGUAGCAGCAGUAACAGCAGCGGUGCUGCUCUGAGCAACAGCAUGGCCGCCUCAGGGGCGCUCCUGGGGGUCGUCUCCCAGAGUCCCGGUCAGGGAUCAGGGAUGUUUGCCGGUCUCGGGUUGGGUAGAAGUGUGUGUGAUGAAGACGUGUGUGAAGUCAGUGCCAAUGACAGCAGUGUGACUUAAACCAGAAGUGUGUGCGUGAUGUCCAGCGGGCGCCUCUUUCUGAGUCAUGCUUCUUGUUCCUGCUGCUGUUUUUACAAUUUAGAAAACUUUAAAGAAGCUUUUCUGAAACACUUUUAACUGCCAACAAUUUCAAGCAGGAAGUUUGUUCUUUGUCGAGAUGAAAAAAGGCGAGGCUCCCGUUGGACACACAACCUAAAGAAGCUCUAAGUGUUUAUAGAAAAAUGGGACAUUGAGGUUCCAGUCGACUGUUGUGCCGUGAAGUUUCUGAAACAGACUUGUGGUCGAAUUGGUGCCAUCUUAAAUUAUCACCGCACCGCAAAGACUUUUGGAAACUUGCCUCCGAAAUGUGGCCUCAUUAUAAAUUUUGUCUCAGUGAGUAAGCUAUUGUUUAAAAUAUCCCAGAUGUUAUAAAAAAAAAAAGUUUGGUUUUGUGGAAGAAAGCUUUGCGUGUCGAGAGGAAACCAA